GAAUAACUCACUCUUUUCCAUGGCUGUAGGGCUCAGUACCUUCAGCCCACGCUUGAUGAGCUACAUCCUCAUCGUGGGCAUAUUUUGUCUCAUUGUGCUCACCACCCCUCUUGGCCCGCCCACCGCUCAGGCGCGCGUCAAGGACCCCCAACACGGUCUCUCGUAUCGUGCUCAACUGGCCAGGCUACUCCCAAAAGACUUCCUCCUCCAUUCACGCACCCUUCUCCCUCUUCAGUCUCCAACCGACACAGCCGCUAUUUAUGUUGUCUCACUCGCAAGAAGACAAGAUAGGCGAAAGACCAUGUCUGAGGUCGCCAAUGCUCUUGACCUCGACUUCACCUUUGUGGACGCGACCGACUUUAACGAUGCCGCACCAGGCGGAGGUGCAGAGAUUGUGGACACGAUCAUGCAGCGUGUGGGCUGGCAGCGGUGGUUCAGGAUAGAUGAACGGGAUUUGGACGAGCGCGAAACGCUGCCCAAGGAUUACGACCAGGAUUCAAGUCCUGAAUUUGUUUAUCACGCUUUCCCUUUCGAAUGGAGUCAAGAGGUGAAGGACAUGGAAGGGCUCGAAGAGGAAAAUGAGGUCCCGCAGAUGUAUGCAGGCGCUGAUUUCUGGGACGUAUCCGUUCCUGGCUCAGCAGAGUGGGCGGCAGAGCACCCCAUGCAGCCGCUCCCUACCUCUGGGCCUCUCUGGCGGACACAGGUCAACUCGGCGGGCCUCCUCAACCAUGUUCGGAAAAGCGAGCCACUACGAAAAGCGGCGAUAGCAUGUUGGCAUUCUCACGUCGUCGCGUUGCGAGACAUGGUUCAAAAAGGCCACGCUGCAGCCCUCAUUCUCGAGGACGAUAUUGACAUCGAGUUUGACAUCGAGAAGAUUCUUGCCCCUCAGUGGCCGCACCUCCCCGCCGACUGGGACAUCGUCUACCUCGGCCAUUGUCACUCCCAGGAAUACCGCAAUAACCCUCUCCAGUCUGCACCUCGUUUCCGAGUAACGCACCACACCCUGUGCACCCACGGUUACGCAGUCUCACGGAAAGGAGCGCGCAAAAUUCUCAAACUCCUCCGUAGCGCCGACUACGCGUACUCCAAGCCGAUCGACCACGGGCUGAAAGAUCUCGUCCAGCAGCACUUACUCCAGAGCUACAGCGCAUACCCACCACUCGUCGUUCAGCGCAAGGAGGAUAUCAGCGACAUCAUCGGCAACGCGACGUUCAACUGGUCCUGGAACGACGUCGAGGGCGAGUUGGUGGACUCGGCCGUCGCACGCAUCCGAGCCCAUGAGCAGAAGCAGAAAGUGCGGCCACCAAUGAAUAAUUUGUGAGGUGCAUAUCUAGUAUUGUGACUUUAUGGUCUCCCGAUUUCUGUU
Messenger RNA from Coniophora puteana RWD-64-598 SS2, 1366 nucleotides. RefSeq lists its product as uncharacterized. The transcript is spliced from 2 exons. Lineage: Eukaryota; Fungi; Basidiomycota; Agaricomycetes; Boletales; Coniophoraceae. The record is from RefSeq and is a predicted model, not a curated record. The coding region runs from base 56 to 1321 and encodes 421 amino acids.